This is a messenger RNA of Hibiscus syriacus, 1235 nucleotides long. Its product is annotated as transcription factor LUX-like. Bases 92 to 1144 code for a protein of 350 amino acids. Lineage: Eukaryota; Viridiplantae; Streptophyta; Magnoliopsida; Malvales; Malvaceae. The transcript is spliced from 2 exons. Gene Ontology annotation, molecular function: DNA-binding transcription factor activity; DNA binding. Gene Ontology annotation, cellular component: nucleus. The record is from RefSeq and is a predicted model, not a curated record. Gene Ontology annotation, biological process: regulation of DNA-templated transcription.
AGUUUUUACCGUUUUAUUUCGAUCUAAAGACAAAAAUAUCUGAAAAAUCAUUCAAUUUUUAACCUCUAAUCUCAAGGUCAAAGAGAUAAAAAUGGGUGAAGAAGUCAGGAUGACUGACUUUGACGCUAGCGGCGGAGACAAUGAAGAAGCUACCGCAAACACCGUCACCGCCUUCGUUGAUAAAGACGACGAUGUUGGCGAAAGAAUCCUCGAAUGGGAGACGGGGUUACCUAACUGCGAUGAUUUAACUCUCUUAACUCAAUCCUUAAUCCCGCCGGAACUUGCCAACGCUUUCAGUAUCUCGCCGGAGCCUCGUCGGACCGCUGUUGAUGUCAACCGCGCUUCUCAGGAUACUCUUUUUUCCCUCCGCUCUACCGGGGCCCACUCCUCAACCACCAAUAAAACGAAUAGCAAUUCCCCUUGUUUUAAUGACACAACAGUAGUCGAACCGGAAGGAGACGGUUCGGGAUUGGGUACCGGAUCGGACCCGAAGAAGUUGAGGAACGUGGUAAUUGGAGAGGAAGCGGAUUCAGAGGCUAGGACGACGGAUAAUUCAGACGAUCCAUCGGGUAGGACCCUGAAACGGCCGCGUUUAGUUUGGACGCCGCAACUGCACAAGAGAUUCGUCGAUGUGGUGGCUCAUUUAGGGAUAAAAUACGCGGUUCCCAAAACGAUCAUGCAGUUAAUGAACGUCGAAGGCUUGACCCGGGAAAACGUCGCCAGUCAUUUGCAGAAAUAUCGGCUUUAUUUGAAAAGAAUGCAAGGCUUGAACAACGAAGGCCCAUCGGCUUCCGAUCAGCUCUUUGCAUCAACGCCGGUACCGCAGAGUCCUCACGAGAGUGGAAGCGGCAGUGGUGGAGGAGGAAGUAAUGGAGGUGGGGGUAGUGGCAAUUUGAAUGGGCAUUUGGGUAUGGCUAUACCGAUGCCUUAUGGGGCACCAAUGAUGCCAGUACCGAUGCCAAUGUAUGGACAUAUGGGGAUGCAUCAAGGAUUGUAUCAUCAACCACAACAGCAGCAUCACCAGAAUGGGUACGAAGCGAACUCCUAUGGGAUGAUGCAGCAGAGAGAUUGGUCUGGUGGGAAUAAAUAUGGGUCAGUAGUGCCGUAUCCCCAUCACAUGGCUCCCGAUGAUAAAUUAAAUUAGUCAGAUUUUUGUACCAAGACGGGAGGAGGGAGACUUGCGAAUGAACAUGGGAAAGAUAUAAACAAACCUCUCACUGGAUUUCUUUCUUGAU